Molecule: messenger RNA, 6485 nt
Organism: Colius striatus (speckled mousebird)
Lineage: Eukaryota; Metazoa; Chordata; Aves; Coliiformes; Coliidae
Gene: OBSL1
Product: obscurin like cytoskeletal adaptor 1
Exons: 23
Coding region: 1-6105 (2034 amino acids)
Molecular function (GO): protein binding
Source: RefSeq, a predicted model, not a curated record
AUGAAGCAGGAGGAGUGGCAAGAGGUCCCCAUGCUGUCUGUGGCUGGGAAGAGCUGGCACAGCAUCAGGGGACAAGAGGCUGAUGAUCCCCGCUGCUGCUCUGCCCAGCACCCUAGAGAGGUGGUGAUGGAGGGGUUUGAGGGAGCCCCCAGAUUCCUCGCUUACCCACGUGCCUUCACGGUGCAAAGUGGCAACGACGCAGUCCUGAGCUGCCAGAUCACAGGAGACCCCCGGCCGAGUAUCCUCUGGGAGAAGGACAAGACCCCGAUCGAGCCCUCAGGCCGCUUCCACGUGGAGGCCAAGGGGGAUCUGUACAGCCUUCUGGUAUCCUGUGCCACUCCCCAGGACAGCGGGAUCUACAUCUGCAAGGCCAAGAACAGUGUUGGUGAGACAUAUGCUGCUGCCACGCUGAAGGUGGAGGCAGGAGAGCACAGAGAGGAGGAUAGAUGCUCAGGCAGUGAGGCACCUGCCUUCCUUGUUGCCCCCUUGUCCAGGCGGGUGUGCCGGGGGGAGGAUGUGGUGUUUACCUGCAGGGUGUCUGGGCAGCCCUGCCCGGUGCUGGAGUGGGAGAAGGAUGGGCACAAGCUCUCCGACCUCUUUGAAAGCAGCCACUUCGCAGUGGGUCAGGAGCAGGAGGACUGGCACUUCCUGAAGCUGUUCAGUGCCCGGCCCCCAGACGGAGGGGUGUACGUGUGCCGGGCACGCAGUGGCUCCCAGGAGACUCUGGCCGCUGCCGUGCUCCUGGUUGAACCCCAGGCACCGCAGGGCAGGCUCUUCAGCAGCUCUCCUGCCGAUGGCCCUGAGCUGCUGGUGGAGCGGCAACAGCGGCGGCAGCGGCACGCAGCGGGACGGCACAUGAGACCAGAGACCUGGGUGCCCAACGGCACGGUGCCGGGCAGGGCACCGGCAGCCAAGGCAUUCACCGUGAGCGCGGGGAAGCACGCCAAGUUCCGCUGCUAUGUCACUGGCAAGCCAAAGCCAGAGAUCAUCUGGCAGAAGGAUGGCGAGCCCCUCGCCUCAAGCCGCAGGCACCUCAUCUAUGAAGACCGGGAGGGCUACUUCAUCCUCAAGGUGCUGUACUGCAAACCCCAGGACCAGGGGCUGUAUGUCUGCACCGCAUCCAACACCGCCGGCCAGACCCUCAGCGCUGUGCAGCUCCAGGUGAAAGAGCACCGGCUGCGGUUCCAGGUGCAGCUGGCGGAUGUGGAGGUGGCGGAGCGGGAGGACGCUGUUCUGGAGUGCCAGGUGCCGCUGGAGACCAUCCCCACUGCCUGGUAUUUGGAGGACAGGGAGUUGCAGCCCAGCCACAAGUAUGUGAUGGAGGAGCGAGGUGUGGUGCGCCGCCUGACCAUCCGUGAUGCCCGCACUGACGACGACGGCAUCUACCUCUGCCAAAUGAAGGACAAGGGACGCAGCAUCGCUGAGGUCUCUGUCCGAGGGGUGAUCGUGAAGCGGCUGCCCCGGAAGCUGGACGUGAUGGAAGGAGAGAAUGCAGUUUUCUGCGUGGAGACACGGGAGGCAGUGGAGGGGAUAUGCUGGAGCCGGGACGGGCUGAAGCUGCGGGAGUCCUCCCACACCGUACUGAAGAGCUUUGGCAGGACACAUCUCCUGGUGCUGGUGCAUGUCACGCGCCAGGAUGCUGGCAUCAUCUCCUUCACUGUUGGGGAGUCGCAGACGUCCUCCCAGCUCCGGGUCAAGUGUGUGAAGCAUGACCCCCCGAGCACGCCGGUGGCAGCCGAGAUGAGCGUGGCAGAGAGCAACGUGGCUGUGCUGAGCUGGUGCCCUGCACCCGACGCCCACCUCCGUGCCCCCAGCCGCUACCUGCUGGAGCGUCGGGAGGCGGCGGGGGGCGAGUGGGUGCAGUGCCUGGCCACUGACCUGCCGGGCCGCGUGCGGGUGCUGGGUGACAGUGUGCCCUGCGAGGCUGACUACUGCUUCCGCGUCUGCGCCACCAACAGGCAUGGCAGGAGCAGCCCUGUGGAGUUCCCUGGCUCCGUGCAUCUUGUCCCAGCAGCUCGCCUGGAGAAGGGCUUGCAGGAUGUGCGGGUGCGGGACGGCGAGGAUGCACGGUUCUCCCUGGAGCUGUCGGCUGUGGUGCGCGGCACCUGGUUCCUGGAUGGUGUCAGACUGGGUGAGGAAGAGGAGGAGGAGGAGGCAGGCAGGCGGUGCAGUGUGCUGCGUCGCAGGACGGAGCACUCACUGAUGAUCCGGGGAGCACGGCUGGCUGACAGUGGGGCACAGGUCACCUUCGUGUCUGGUGACGUGCGGGACUCAGCCACACUACAUGUGCAAGCCCCGCGGGCCUGCAUUGCCCCGGUGCCGGAGGCUGAGCAUCUCCAGGAGGUGCUGGCAGGGCUACCCGUGCUGCUGGAGUGCCAGGUGUCUCCCCCGGGUGCCCCCGUCCGCUGGCUGAAGGAUGGCGAGGCCGUGCCCCUGGACGACGUUAUUGCAGUGCAGGAGGAGGGCUGUGUGCGGCGGCUGCUCCUCCGCUCGGCCGCUCCCUCGGACUCCGGCGUGUACACCUGUGACGCUGGGGAUGAGGCCAUGAGCUUCGUGGUGACCGUGACCGAGGCCCCAGUGAGGAUCCUCAGCUCCAACGAGGAGGCCCCCCACGCCUACAUGGCCGGGCAGCGCGUGGAGCUGUGGUGCCAGCUGUCGCGCACGGCAGCCCCCGUGCGCUGGUACAAGGACGGGGAGGAGGUGGAGGUGGGCGAGAGCCUGGUGCUGGAGCAGGAGGGGCCGCGAUGCCGGCUGGUGCUGCCUUGUGCUCGGCCUCAGGACGCGGGGGAGUUCGUCUGCGAUGCCGGCGGGGACUCUGUCUUCUACACCGUCACUGUGGAAGAGGCCCCAGUGAGGAUCCUCAGCUCCAACGAGGAGGCCCCCCACGCCUACAUGGCCGGGCAGCGUGUGGAGCUGUGGUGCCAGCUGUCACGCAUGGCAGCCCCCGUGCGCUGGUACAAGGACGGGGAGGAGGUGGAGGUGGGCGAGAGCCUGGUGCUGGAGCAGGAGGGGCCACGAUGCCGGCUGGUGCUGCCUUGUGCUCGGCCUCAGGAUGCGGGGGAGUUCGUCUGCGAUGCCGGCGGGGACUCUGUCUUCUACACCGUCACUGUGGAAGCUCCACCAGUCCACAUUGCCCCAGUGCCUGAGGCACAGCAGGUCUGUGAGGUGCUGGCAGGGCUGCCCAUGCUGCUGGAGUGCCAGGUGUCCCCCCCGGGUGCCCCUGUCCGCUGGCUGAAGGAUGGCGAGGCUGUGGUCCCGACUGAGGUCCUGGCCAUCUGCUCUGAGGGGUGCUCGCAGAGGCUGCGCAUCACUGCAGCCACACCAGCUGACUCGGGGGCGUACACCUGCGAUGCCGGAGAUGAUGCCAUCAGCUUCGUGGUGACUGUGACCGAGGCCUCGGUGAGGAUCCUCAGCUCCAACAAGGAGGCCCCCCACACCUACAUGGCUGGGCAGCGUGUGGAGCUGUGGUGCCAGCUGUCCCACACGGCAGCCCCUGUGCGCUGGUACAAGGACGGGGAGGAGGUGGAGGUGGGCGAGAGCCUGGUGCUGGAGCAGGAGGGUCCACGGUGCCGACUGGUGCUGCCCUGCGCCCAGCCUCAGGAUGCGGGGGAGUUCAUCUGCAAUGCUGGGGAUGCGUCUGUCUCCUACCACAUCUCAGUGUCAGAGCCGCCAGUGAGGAUCCUGCAGCCUGUGCAGCGCUCACUGGAGCUGCGGGUGCAGGCGCCGGGGAGCUUGGAGCUGCGGUGUGAGCUCUCUGUGCAGGAUGCUCCCGUGCACUGGUUCAAGGAUGGGCUGGAGGUGGAUGAGACCAAUAACUUACUGCUGCUGGCGGAGGGGGCUUGGCGCUGCCUCCUCAUCCCCAGCAGCAGUGCGGAGGACACAGGCGAGUACAUCUGUGAGAGCAAGGAUGAGGCCGUCUCCUUCGACGUCAAGGUGUCAGAGCCACCAGUGAGGAUCCUGCAGCCCCACAGACCUGUCCCUGUCGUGACGGUGUCCCCGGGUGAGACAGUGACACUGGAGUGUGAGCUGUCCCGUGCAGAUGCACCCGUGCACUGGGCCAAGGAGGGCGUCAGGCUGGAGGCUGGGGGAAGUCUGGUCCUGGAGGAGGAGGGCGCCCACCGCCGCCUGCUCAUCCCCGCGGCACGAGCCGAGCACGCAGGGAAAUACGUCUGCGAUGCUGCCAAUGACACAGUGACCUUCACCGUUCAUGUGUCAGACCCUCUGGUCAGGAUCCUGGAGAGGGACGUCCUGCCGACUCAUCGGCGCUGCCGGGCCAUGGAGGACCUGGUGCUGGAGGUGCACCUCUCACAUGCUCUGGGGGAGGCAAAGUGGUACAAGGAUGGGGAGAAGCUGCAGGACACAGGGCACGUGCGACUGGAGGAGGACGGGGCACGGCGCUCCCUCAUCAUCCUGGGUGCCACAGACAGGGAUGCAGGGGAGUAUCUCUGUGACACUGGCAAUGACAGCAUCGUCUUCUUCAUCACUGUGGAGGUCCCCAGGGUGGUGGAGAUCAUCACGGAGCUACAGAGCCUGACGGUGCUGGAGGGAGAGGAUGCCACCUUCAAGUGCCUGGUGUCCCCUGAGGACGUGGCUGUGACCUGGCAGCUGAACGGCCAGCCUGUGGUCCCUGAUGAGCAGCUGCUGGUGACAAGGAGCGGGCUGUGCCACAGCCUCACUCUGCGGCAGUGCCAGCCAGGCGAUGCGGGCACCGUGACAGCCAACGCUGAGGGGCUGGUGAGCACAGCCCGGCUGAGUGUGCAAGAGGCGCAGGUGCUGUUCGUGCGGAGGCUGCGGGACGUGGUGGCGGAGGAGCAGGGGGACGUGUGCCUGGAGGUGGAGGUGAGCCACGAGGCCGCGGAGGUGCAGUGGCUGAAGCAGGGCAUCCUCCUCCAGCCGAGCAGCAAGUACCAGCUGCAGGAGUCAGGGUGCCGGCGCACCCUCACCAUCCACUGCCUCGGCCCUGCUGACCGUGGCACCUACCGCUGUGAGAGCCUGCAUGACCGCACGCAGGCCAAGCUCUGCGUGGAGCCACAGAAGGUGUCUAUCCGUAUGCCGCUGGCAGAUGUGGAGACCUUUGAGAAGGAGACGGCCACCUUCCAUCUGGAACUGUCUCACCCUGGUGUGCCCGGGGUCUGGACAAGGGACGGCAUCCGAGUGAAGCCAAGUGGCACGUGCCGGAUCAGUUCCGCAGGCUGCGGGCACAGUCUGACGCUGGAGGGGCUGGCGCUGGAGGACUCAGGCACCGUCACCUUCACCACUGACACCCUGCGCUGCAGCGCCCGCCUGCUCGUGCGGGAGCCUCCAGUCACUAUGGUGAGGGUCCCACGGGACCUGGGAGUCCUGGAAACGGGAGUUGCCAGCUUUGAGUGCGAACUGUCUCGCCCGAGCGCAGAAGUGAAGUGGUUCAAGGAUGGACAGGAGCUGCGGCCGGGGCCCAGCUGUCGCAUCUACUCUGUGGGCCGGCGCCGCGUCCUGCAGCUGAGCCACUGCGAGCUGGCCGAUGCCGGCACCUACACCUGUGAUGCGGGGGACUGUCAGGCCUCUGCCACACUGCACGUCCAGGAGCGCCAGGUCCGCAUGGUGCAGGACCUGCAGGAUGCCCAGGUGCGGGAGGGGGACAACGCCAUCUUCACCUGCGAGGCGUCGCACGGGGACUUGAAGGGCGAGUGGUUCCGCGAGGGGGAGAAAAUCAAGGUCUCCAGCACGGUUAAGAUUCGUCAAGAAGGGACCCGGCAUUUCCUGCUGCUGUGUGGCGUGUGCCCCGAGGAUGCGGGACUCAUCCGCUUCAUGGCUGGGAAGGCCGUCUCAGAGGCCAGCCUGCGGGUGGAAGCUCUACCCAUCCGGAUCGUGAAACCGCUGCGGGACAAGACGGUGCUGGCGCGGCACAAGGCGACGCUGGAGUGCACCGUGUCCCAUGCCCGGGGCCGCGUGCGCUGGCUCCGCGGGGACACCGAGAUCUUCGCUGGUGACAAGUACGAGAUCUGCAAUCUGGACUGCUACCGCACGCUCAUCAUCCACCGCGUGGGCCCCGAGGACGAGGACUCCUACACCUGCGAUGCCUUCGAUGACCGCUCCACGGCCCGGCUCCUCGUGGAGGGGAGCUAGAAGCCAGGAUGCGGCGCUGGCACUUGGUGUCCGCACACAGACAGGUGGAUGCUGCUGCUGGGAGAUGGGGUCAUGUGUCCCCCCAGGAUGUGCAGAUGCACAGACCAUCCCCAUCCUGCAUCGGCCUCAAGGCUCUACAUUAAACAGGACUUCUUCCUGACAUGGCUUCUUCCACCCCAGUGAGCUGGAGUCCAGAUUGGAGAACGGGUAGUGGCACCACUCUGCAUGUCCCCCAGCACCCCCAGGGACCCAGCCCUUGAGGCGUCCCCUCACCCCUGUCCCCAGCACAUCCCCCAGCCCCACACACUGGACUCUGAAAGGCUCUUUACUGUGUGGCCGUGGCCUCAGCAGUGUUUGGCACAUUUACAAAAGAGACUGAA